Molecule: messenger RNA, 1374 nt
Organism: Sclerotinia borealis F-4128
Lineage: Eukaryota; Fungi; Ascomycota; Leotiomycetes; Helotiales; Sclerotiniaceae
Source: the annotation of a GenBank genome assembly
AUGUUGGCAAAGAAGAUAAAGGCAGGUGUUUAUUGUUGGUUGGAUCGACUGAAUGUGUUGCAAAGCAACGAAUCAUCCACAAUGUCUCGUCAUCGUGCUCCUGAUACAAUUUUCGAGCUAGCCUUCGCAAAUUGCUACCUCUCGGAUGACCGGCCUCGCAGUGUGAGGAACCCAGUCAUAUCUCGGGCUAUUCCAUUUUUGUCAUUUGACGAUGAUUACUAUCGAGAACCGGGACCUCCAAAGGAACAAAGGGUCACUUCCAAGUUCAAGGCCGCAAAGGCUAUAUGUGAUUUUAGCAAGGAUGGGCCAACUUCACUUGAAUUUUGGAAAUUGUUCAGAACAUUACCUUCCUAUGUCCGAAACAAGAUUUAUAAGCUUUUAAUAUUCGCUUGGUCACCAGACGCUCAAUGGGCUCGACUUUCUCGUAACGGAAGACGAUUCGCAGUAUCUAGAAAAACCAGUGCCCACCCUCUUCGCCCUGCCCAUUACCUAUCAGAUGAUAUACUAGGUGUUACGAAAGAAGACCUGGCAGAUUGGACGAAAGAGAAAAAUUGGGAACAGGCAGAAUGUCUGCUAGACUUUUUCAAGCUCAACGAGUAUCGAAAUAUCCAAAGAUUGGUUUGGUUUGUGGAAGAAGUUGAGUCCAAACUUCAACUCGACGACGCUGAAAGAGAGAUGGAGGCUAGAGACACUAAAGGAAAUGGCAGAGAGGUUCAAAUGACGGACGGCGCUGGUAUUGAAAACGUCAAUCUGUGGGAGGACGUUGUGGCUUUCUUCUGGGACAACGUUAUAAUUGACUUCGGCGAACGUCUUCACUACAAUACCCUUGAUUUGAUGAAAAGUUCAAGACAGAAAGAUUUGAAUCAAGAAAAGUGUACUACCAAGGACAAUCAUGAAGAAGUCAAGCACAUAUGCCUUCGUCUGAGUAGCAUUUGGCACUCAAACAACCACACCGUCCAUAAUAUUGUAUCGGACCACUGCGGCGUAUGCCGAUUCUUACUCCUAUGCGAAUUUAUCACGGAGCAUUUUCAAAAUGUCAAAUCUUUGCUAUUGUACAUAUCGAUAACCACAGCUGAUUUGCACUAUUUGUUCCUCAACUCUGAACUUGCCGCAAAAGACGUUGUGGGAGCAAUUAGAGCGCUCAAAGUCAGCAAGGAAUUUGAUGUGAGGGUGAGAGUCAUAAAUGGAGACGAAAGAAAGGAUGAUGAUGUUGAUCUCUACGAGGAUUCUUAUUUGGACGACUUUUCCGAUGAAGCUCGUAUUUUCCUUGUUCGCCAUCUAUUGCCAGAUACCAUCUUACAGACCCAAGAGACUAGGCAAAAUACGCCAGUUGUGGAGGCAAGUCAAGCGGCAGUCAGACAUGACUCGGCAUGA